Salvia hispanica is the source of this 2079-nucleotide messenger RNA. RefSeq lists its product as uncharacterized. The record is from RefSeq and is a predicted model, not a curated record. NCBI's taxonomy places the organism in Eukaryota, Viridiplantae, Streptophyta, Magnoliopsida, Lamiales, Lamiaceae.
ACCACAUCAAAAUUUCCAAGACGUCAACUCUUUUCCAUUUCUCCCCAAUUUCAACCAUAUCCUCCCACCCCAAGAAACAAAAUCACUACACUAAUUAAAUUCCUCUUUUCACAAAUCCCUUUACUUUUAAUUUUAAUUUGUUGCAUGUCACAACAAUAUUCCCCCAAAUUAGUUCUCUUUUUCCCUUUCCAAAGAAAAGGAAAGUGAAUGGAAUUCUUCACAAAGACUCCCGCCGUGAGGCUGAAGAGCCACCUCAACCGAUACCUCACCGCCGGCGACGACCAGUCGUCGACGCGCCAGAGCCGCUGCGGCGACGUGAGGCGGGCGCGGUGGCUGGUGGAGCUCGUCGACACCAAUCCGCAUGUCGUCCGCCUCAAGAGCUGCCACGGCCGCUACCUCACCGCCUCCGCCGCCGCCGCCGCCGAUCCCAUCUUCCUCGGCCGGAAGGUGCUCCAAACCCUGCCGGAAAAUCCGGCGAGGGAUCUGACGAUCGAGUGGCAGCCGAUCAGGGACGGCUUCCAGGUCAAGCUCAAGGCUGCGGGCUGCGGCACCUACCUACGGGCGAACGGCGCCGCGCCGCCGUGGCGGAACACGGUGACGCACGGCGGAGCCGGCGGCCCCGGGAAUUGGCUGGUGUGGGACGUGGAGGCGGUGGAGGUGGCGGAGGAUGAGGCCGUGGUGGAUUAUUGGUCGAUGGUUUCGAGCCUCUCGCCGGUGGCGGAACAGAUUUCGGGGCUCGAUAUUGGUGGUUACGGCUUUGAAUCGCCAGUUUCAGUGUGGUCGCCGGCGCCGGCCACGCCGUUGCGGUGGUGGUCAAUGAAUAAGAAUCACGAGCAGCAUCUCCACUCGUUUGGGCCACGAAUGUCAGCAAUCGACUUAUUUCAGAAUGCGAAGACGGUGCGGCUGAAAGGCUCGCACGGGAAGUACCUCGUGGCCGAGGCCGACAAGGUCUCGGUCACGCAGGAGCGCAGCUGCGCCUCCAAAUCGGCGAAAUGGGAGGUAGAGUUCGUGGAGAGCUCCGACACCAUAAUCCGGCUAAAGAGCUGCUACGGGAAGUACCUCACCGCAUCGAACCAGCCGUUCCUGCUCCGCAUGACGGGGCGCAAGGUGCUGCAGACGCUGCCACCGCGCCUCGACAGCUCGGUCGAGUGGGAGCCCAUCAGGGAGCGCGGCGCUGUCAAAUUGAAGACAAGAUACGGCCGCUUCCUGCGGGCCAACGGCGGCCUUCCGCCGUGGAGGAACUCGAUCACGCAUGAUAUUCCGCAUCGGGCGGUUACCAAGGACUGGAUUUUUUGGGAGGUUCAUGUUGUGGAGUUUCUGCCGCCGCAAAUCGCGGUGGCCAAGGAGGAUUGCUUUGCCUCUGACGCGACCUCUCCAACCUCCACCCAGUCGUCCAUGUCCGCUAGUUUUUCUAGACAAGAGGUGCAGUGGGAUGAUUCGCCUAGAAAGGCAAGCGACGGCAGGCUAGUCUAUUUCGAUCUAGCCAAUGAGCAUGGUGAGGUUGAGAAUGAGUAUGGCGAGGUCGAGUGCAUUGCAUUCAAGGGCUUCCAAGUGAGCGAAUUGGCAAGCAGGCUGGAAGACGAGCUAGGAAUCACCGGCCUCACCGUCUGCACCAGAAGCCCACUGAACAGGAAGCUCCACCCUCUCCGCCUCCACCUCCCUCCCAACAACGCCACCAUGCACGUUGUCGUGCUCCCCCCUUCAUCAAAAGUUAGCGAAGAAUCAGAAGAAGAGACGGAGGAGCCUGUAUUUUAGAAGGAAUUCAGAAAAGGAAACAGUUUUGCUUCAAUCUAUGUUUGAUAGUUCAACCUUGGAAAAUGACAUAAUAAUGCAUCAAGAUAUUUGGUGGGUAUACACUACAUCAAGGUAACAAAAUGUAGCAAGUAUACUUGCUAGUUUCUUAUGCAUUUCUUUGCACGGUUGGAAUAGGACAUCAAGUAGAGGAUCGAGUAUAAUGCUGUUUGGACAGCUUAAUUUCUGAUUGGCUGCCGAAUUUGUAAUAAUAAUUGAUGUAAUAAUGUCUCAAUCAUCACUAAGUGACUGAAUUUCUUUGAUGAUUCGAACCCCUCUCCCUUUUUA